AUGAUCGGGUCGUUCCUGAUUGGAGUCACUCUGUUCAACAUUCUGGUGCAGUGUGUGAGCGAACCAACGACGGCGGGGCCGGAGGGCGGGAGGAAUACUGUUGAGGAGGAGGCUGAUCAUGGGGUCCACUUGACCUCAGACUGGGCCUACCAGCUGGUCAACACAUCGCUGCCCUACCCCCGGGCCCAGAGUUUCUGCAGGGCCCGCUUCGGCUCCCUGGCUGGGCUUGGCCAACCCGAGGACCAGGAGGGGGCGCUGGAGCUCCAAAAGAUCCCCGGGAACCCCUCUCGGCUCUGGGUCCAGGAUCACACCGGGUCCACCCAGGCCCUGCCACUCGCCAAGCAGUACCUCAAGUUCAGCGCUCUCAACUUCCCCAGAGCCUCGCGGGAGGGCUUCGUCCGGGUCAACGCCACCUUCUCCCCGCUGGCGGCGGUGAGCGUGUGCGUGCGCGUCCAGUGGGACCCCGCCUGGGACGAGGUGUCCACCAUCUUCUCCUACGCCGCUCCCGUCUUCAUCAACGAGUUCCAGCUACGCGGCCAGGGGGACCGCCAGGGUCGCGUCCUGCUGGCUCUGAUCAUCCACGGCCAGCACCGGCCCUACAAGGCCUCCCUCCCCAACGACGGCCUCUGGCACCACCUGUGCGUGACGUGGCGGAGGAGCGACGGGCGCUGGGCCAUCUACGUGGACGGGGAGCCUGGGGACACCGGGGAGGGGGCCGACACGCCCCGGGACAUCCACGGGGAGGGCAUCUUCAUCCUGGGCCAGGACCAGGACUCCUUCGGGGGGAACUUCACCGAGCCCUUCUUUGGGAACGUGACGGACCUGAACGUGUGGCGCGCGGGCCUGGAGGGGUGGCAGCUCCGCGCCCUCAACGCCUGCUCCCCUUUGACCCCCCGGGACGAGGUGUUCCGCUGGGGCGUCGAUGACAUCACUGUGCACCCGGUGGUCCGGGAGAUGGAGGCGAUGCUGUUUUGUCCAGCAACACGGGGCCAGCAGCAGGGGGCAGAGCCUGCAGGCUGCAGGACGCUUGAGGGCUGGACGCAGCAGCACUACCCAAUGGUGGGACAGGAGGACUGCAGCCGACCGCUACCAUUCAUCUGCAGGAGUAGCAGAGAGGGCUACCUAAAGAUGAAGGAGAUCCGUGGGGGAGAGAGUUUGCGGCCCAGUCCCUUCAUGGAGCACCUCAACCGCAUCGCAAACAAGACUCGGGUAAGGAAGUCGGAACGGGAGAGGAGCCCCCUUACGCCCUGGACCUAGGCGGGCGCCUCGGCCCUGCUGGACGUGGCUCGGCAGGCGCUGGAGGAGACCGUGCGGGAGGACCUGGAGCCCUCAGACAUGCUGUCUCUGGUGCAGCUGCUGGCGGCCGCUGCGGAGGUCCCCGUGGUCGCCGCGGUCGCCGAGGGCAACCGGAGCCGGGGCGACGCGCGGGAGCUCAGCCAGCACUUCAUCAGCGUGGCGGACGGCCUCAUCGGCCAGGACAACGCCCUCAAGUGGCAGGCUAUCAAAGAGGUGGUCAGCGGGCCCAUGGACGUGGUCAGGAGUAUCGACCGCAUGGCAGCAAGCCUGAGUCCUCGACUGAUGGAGACUGAGCAGCACGUACUCAUACAGAGCCCCAACAUCAAGUUGGAGGUGCGACAGCAGGCCCUUGAGAGGGGCUCCCCGGGGCCAACGUUCUGCGGGCCCCUGGCUGAGCUCGGGGGCCACUUGGACUGCAUCUCCGUGCCCCAGCAGAGGGUCCAGGAUCUCCAUGACAACGGUUUCCGGUCACUCACGUUGGUGAACACGUGGUACGGAGCACUGCGGCCCCUGUUCAACGCAGAGGAGAACGUAUCCAUGGCGCCCACCGUUACCGACGGCAGCCAGAGAUACCUAGGAACCAUCCUUGGAUCCUCCGUCAUCUCCAGUAUGGUUCUAGGAGACGACCAGCCUGUCAGCGUAUCAGUGAGGUUCAAACUACAACACAAAACCCAGAAACCCAGCGGGAAAGUCUACAACCCAGUGUGUGCCUUCUGGGAUUUCGAUCUCAUUCCAGAGUCUGGUGGUUGGUGGAACACCAGGGGCUGUGAGGUGGUUGCCAAGCAACAUGAAUCAACGGUCUGCUCCUGUAACCACACCACUAACUUUGCCCUGCUGCUACAGGUGUACGAAGUGCAGAGGAGUCCAGAGAAUGAGCGAGCUCUGCAGGUCUUGACGUUCAUUGGCUGUGGAGUGUCUCUCUGUGGCCUCCUCUUCACAUUCAUCCUCUUCAUCGCUGUGGGAGUUCCUAAAUCGGACCGCACCACCGUCCAUAAGAACCUGAUCGUGGCUCUGGGCGUCGCCCAGUUGUUGCUGAUGUGUAGUGACUGGGCCUCAGCCCACCAGGAGCUGUGCUAUGGAGUCACAGCCCUGCUCCACCUCUUCUUCAUGGCUUCCUUCUCCUGGAUGUUGGUGGAGGGGCUUCUGCUCUGGAGCAAAGUGGUCUCGGUCAAUAUCAGUGAGGACCGACGCAUGAAACUCUACUACAUCAUUGGCUGGGGGCUGCCUGUGUUGAUUGUGGGUGUGACACUGGUCAUAUCGCUGGACAAAUACAAGGCGGCCACUCACUGCUGGCUCAACAUGGAGACCGACAUGAUCUGGGCGUUCGUGGGGCCGGUGCUGUUCGUCUUGGGGGUCAACGCGGUGGUGCUGUGUCGGGUCGUCAUGGUUACCGUCUCCAGCGCUCGCCGGCGCUCUAAGAUGCUCUCUCCAAGCUCUGCCUCCAAGAUGCUCACCUUCGACCUCACCUGGGCUGUGACCCGUCCGGUACUGAUUCUACUGCCAGUGCUGGGUCUGACCUGGCUGUGUGGAGUUCUGGUUCACCUCUCUGUGGUGAUAGCCUAUGUCUUCAUCGCUCUCAACGCCUUCCAGGGCCUGUAUAUAUUCCUGGUGUACGCAGUUUACAACAGUGAGGUGAGGAAUGCCAUAAAGAGGAUCAAAGAGAAGAGGAAAGCCUUAUCAUUCACAAACUGCUCGCAGCCAAUCGGUUUCCUGCCCAGCCAGCGGGCCCCUGCAGUCUCCUGGGGCCACAGUGUGCCAGCCCCCUCAAGCCCAGAGACCAGUGAAACCUCUGGACCCCCCAGCUCCACCUCAGCCUCCUUGGUGAUCAAGAACGAGAGUUUCAGAAAUGAGAGCUUUGUGAGUUUUUCCUUGAAAACGACUUCAAAUCAAGUGGUUCAACUCACCGGUUUCAAGCCCUCAGGCUGUUGACCUGCGAGCGGAGCAGAUGGGCCAUCAGCGAAUACUGCUGCGUAUACUGCUGCGUAUACUGCUGCGUAUACUCAU
This is a messenger RNA of Gadus chalcogrammus (walleye pollock), 3300 nucleotides long. It is a transcript of the gene adgrd2, whose product is annotated as adhesion G protein-coupled receptor D2. Gene Ontology annotation, biological process: adenylate cyclase-activating G protein-coupled receptor signaling pathway; cell surface receptor signaling pathway. The transcript is spliced from 25 exons. Lineage: Eukaryota; Metazoa; Chordata; Actinopteri; Gadiformes; Gadidae. Gene Ontology annotation, molecular function: G protein-coupled receptor activity. The record is from RefSeq and is a predicted model, not a curated record. Gene Ontology annotation, cellular component: membrane.